AUGGAGGCACUUGGGAAUUUGGCGUUAGACAGAGGAAGGAGGUUCGUCAAUUUGGAUGAUAAUCUUAGGUCACUCGAAAGGAAGUUGCAAAGAUUAGGCGGCAGAAAAUCUGACUUCGAGUUGCAAGUGACGAAUGCAGAAAGAUCAGGUAGUAAGAAAAGGAAAAGGGAGGUUGAGAUUUGGUUCGAGGAGGUAGCAACAGUAGAAAAUGAAUUCGGUGCAUUGAAAAAGAGCAUACAAGAGGGUGGAUUUCUAGAAAAUGCAAUUAGUAGUGGGGAUAGAGUGGCAAAAAUGGAUGCAAUUGUAGAGCAAUUGAUGGAGCAAAGUAAUCAUUUUGAUGGGCUUUUGCUUGAGGCUUUUGAGAACAGAGGUGAGCCACGAGUGACAACGACAUUAUUUGGAGAAAUGUUUGACAGAGGUUUGAAAGCAGUCUGGGCGUGGUUGGUCAUCGAUAGCAUCUCAAACAUUGGGAUUUAUGGGAUGGGCGGAGUGGGUAAGACUACAUUAGCGAAACACAUCCAUAAUCUUCUCCUUGAGAGAACUCAAUUCAAAGUUUAUUGGAUUACUGUCUCUCAAGAAUUCAGCAUCAAAAGGCUGCAAAAUGACAUUGCUAAACGCCUAAGGCUUGAUCUGUCACAUGAGGAUGAUGAGGAUAGCAGGGCAGCCAUUUUGUCCAGGGCAUUGGUGAAGCAGUCCGUCCUCAUACUCGAUGAUGUUUGGCAAGAAUUUUCUUUUGAAAAGAUUGGAAUUCCCCUUGGUGCAAACAAAUGCAGAGUGAUCUUGACUACUCGGUCACUGGAAUUAUGCAACAGGAUUAGCUGUCAAAGGGUAUUUGAAGCUAAAACUUUGGCUACAAAUGAAGCUUGGGAUUUGUUCAAACAUACACUUGACCCUAAGACAGUGCUUCAUGGAGAGGUGGAAGAAAUUGCCAAGUCUGUAGCAAAAAGGUGUGCUGGUUUGCCUCUUGGUAUUAUCACAGUGGCUGGGAGCAUGAGACGCGUGAUCAACGUCUGUGAGUGGAGAAAUGCAUUGGAACAAUUGAAAGCAUGCUCGGUAGGGCAUGAUGAGAUGGAACGAGAUGUGUUUCCCAUCUUAGAAUGGAGUUUCAAUCGCUUGAAUGAAUGUUUAAGGCAUUGCUUCUUGUAUUGCUCUCUUUAUCCGGAAGAUUGUUAUAUAAAAAGAGAGGAACUAGUAGACCUCUUUAUUUGGGCAGAGCUAAUGCCACAACGGAACUCAAGGUCAGAAGCAUUUGAUCAAGGUCACACGAUAUUAAACAAACUAAUAAAUGUUUGCUUGCUAGAAAAAACUACAGAUUUCACAGGGGAGGACCAUGUGAAGAUGCAUGAUUUGGUCAGAGAUAUGGCAUUAAAGAUCACGAAUGGAAACUCCAAACUAAAGAUGAGAGGAGAUGUACCACGGUUCUUGGUAAAAAGCAUAGGCUGGCAAGAUUCAAGUAUACUAAUACUAGAACAAGAAAAAUGGACAGAAGAUCUCUGUGCAGUUUCCUUUAUAUCGAGUCUGAGUGCAAAAAUAAGAGUUCCACCAGGCUGGUCACCAAAUUGUCCUAAGCUCUCAACCUUGCUUCUUCCUUAUUUUUCCAUAAAAAGAAUUCCUGAUUCAUUCUUUCGGCACAUGUGUGGACUUAAAGUUUUGAAUCUAGAACUAUGCAAAGGUAUAACAGAGUUGCCUAAUUCUGUUGCAGACUUGGUGAAUCUCACCGCUUUGAUUUUGAAGGGUUGUGAAGGCCUCCGAUCUGUGCCGCCACUGGGAAAGCUCAAGCAAUUGAGGGAAUUGGAUCUAUCCUGGACUAAGAUUCAGGAUCUCCCUCAAGGUCUAGAGUCAUUGGUUAAUCUUGAAAGGCUUAACUUGGGCAAUUGUCGGUCUUUCAGACGAAAGAUAAUACCAAAAGGGACAUUUUCUGAAUUGCACCGUCUUCAAUGGCUAGUAUUGCCACCUUAUGGUACUGUACAAUUUAAUGAUCCAGAAGUGUUGAACCAAUUAAAAAGUUUUAUAGGAUGUUUAUGUUUUACCGACUCCUAUAAAAUCUCUUGGUGGCCAGAAUACUAUUAUCUUUAUAUCAAUGAUAACUUUUCAUCUUUUUGUGACUACGUUCACUCGGGCGAUGAUAUUGGGCAUCACAAACGAUUGUACUUCCAUCAGUGUAAAUUGGGUAGAGGAUUGAACCAUCCUGUGUUGUUGCUGCCAAGUGAUAUAAAAAGUCUAGAACUCAUUGAUUGUGUUGGCCGGGGCAUUAGGUGCUUGUCUGAUGUUUUUAGGAAUUUUACAAGUUUAAACGACUUGUCUUCUUUGGAGAUCAGGGGUUUGGAUGGAAUAGAGUUCCUCUGGCAAUUUUCUGCUCCUACUCCACGUGAUCAGCAGGCAGACUCCUCUUUUAGUCCACUAAGAAAACUGCAAAAUCUGAUCCUCCGGAAUUUGCUUGAUCUAGUGGGUCUCUUUUUCGGGAAAUCAGAAGCAUAUUUGCUUCAACCUGGCACCUUCUCUUCCCUUACGUGGUUGUCCAUUCACAAAUGUCACAAAAUGAAGCGACUAUUCACAGCGCAGCUGCUACAGAAUCUUGAAAAUCUAACACUAAUUCAUGUCGAUGAUUGUGAAGGACUGGAGGAGAUAGUAGCAGAUGACAAUGGUGUAGAACAAGGAGGAGGAGAAGGCAUCCAAUUGACUUCAAGUGAUGCUACCGCCACGGUCAUCCUUCCAAAAUUAAGGUGUUUGAGUCUGAAUAGGCUGCCACAACUAAAGAACAUUUGCAAGGUAGCCAUGAUCUGCGAUUCAAUUAAGGAGAUUAAAAUAUUUGGUUGUCCAAAGGUAAAGAGGCUGCCUUUGUUUCUUCCUAACAUCAACGGACUACCAUCUCUUCCCAACACUCUUCUUCAAAUCAUGGGAGAUAAAGAAUGGUGGGAAUCAUUAGAGUGGGACAAUUCUUGCACCAAAAACGCCCUUGACCCAUUUUUUACUACACAUUCGGUGUAUCGCAUCUUUAAUUCAAGACCACCUCUUUGA
Coffea eugenioides is the source of this 3018-nucleotide messenger RNA. Its product is annotated as disease resistance protein SUMM2-like. The transcript has a single exon. Gene Ontology annotation, molecular function: ADP binding; ATP hydrolysis activity. The coding region runs from base 1 to 3018 and encodes 1005 amino acids. Lineage: Eukaryota; Viridiplantae; Streptophyta; Magnoliopsida; Gentianales; Rubiaceae. The record is from RefSeq and is a predicted model, not a curated record.